Messenger RNA from Ilex paraguariensis (yerba mate), 549 nucleotides. NCBI's taxonomy places the organism in Eukaryota, Viridiplantae, Streptophyta, Magnoliopsida, Aquifoliales, Aquifoliaceae. The record is from the annotation of a GenBank genome assembly.
AUGUCUUCUUGGCUCUCGUUCUCUCUCCCUAACCCUUUCCAAUCCGACAAUCAAAACCCCUCGUCCCCACCGGAAGACACUAAACCUCUCUCACCCAAUCACAACCCACCUCCUCACUCCUCCGGCGUGAAGGACGACCUCUCCGUCCUCUCCCAAACCCUCACCCACCACCUCCGCGGCGUCGCCGCCUUCCUCGCACCCCCUCCUCCCUCACAUUCCACCACCGCCGCCUCAGAUGAUGAAAAGGUGUCGUCUUCGCAAACGAUUCUCGGAAUUAAAAGCGAUUUAGUUGAAAUUGGGGGUAGUUUCAAGACGGGUCUUUCGGUCCUGUCUUCGAAUAAGGCUGUGUCUGAGAUCUCUCGGUUCGCUUCCAGCUUUUUACCGUUCCAAAACGCAGGCGAUGAGGCUGAAAGCGACGAAGACGAUGACAUGGUUGGAAUUGCUGAUGAAGUUGUGGACUUUGUAAUGCAAAUUUCAUUGCGGCCUGAGUGUUGGACCGAUUUCCCUUUGUCACUACCCAAUGUGUACAAUCCUACAUUGGGAAAGUAG